AUGCAGCUGAUAUGCCGAGAAAGGGACAGUGAUAUUGAGGAGGGAUUUAUGCCGAGGGUGAUCCCCCUUGAAGCUGAGAUAGUUUUGGAUCCCUCGACGGCGAGACCUGACCUCGCUGUAAAGAUGGCCUCCGUCUGCAUAUCAAAUUCUGUCAACGACGCCCGGGCUCCGGUGAGAGCAACCUACGUAAACAUUUACAAGUGGCCUGAAUCCGACGCUGCCUUUGUGAGGUCAGUGAGCUCUAACAGCCGUCUGCAGGGGGGUGGUGGUGGUCGUGGUCACCCGACGGUGGUGGAUAGCAUCUCAUGCAGACAGUUGUAUUUGAGAAGCUAUACGUUCUCUAGGAAAGAGAGUGUGCCUGAGAAGACCAAGAAAUGUUUGGAAAGAAUUAAGAAGACAGUGGUGGCGAGUAGGAGAAGAAGGAAACCUCAUGACAGUGGUGGCGGUGGCGGUGGCGGUGGCGGAAAGAAAUGUGUGGUGAGUAGGAGGGCUAAGCAGGUUUCUUGUGCAGCCUUGGCGUCGAUCUUUCGGAGGUUGCUAUCUUGCACUACCAAAAUCGAUGUGGUUGAUUGAAUGAAUAUUAUCAGGAUUUUUGUAUUUUGAUUGUGAUUUUUAUUUUUUUAUUUUUUGUGCUUUUAUUUAUUUAAGUCUCACCUUUCCUAUUCUAUAGGCAUAAAUAC
Messenger RNA from Ilex paraguariensis (yerba mate), 680 nucleotides. Lineage: Eukaryota; Viridiplantae; Streptophyta; Magnoliopsida; Aquifoliales; Aquifoliaceae. The record is from the annotation of a GenBank genome assembly.